AUGGCUUCAGCUUCAUCUUCUUAUUCCUUUACCACUUUUGUGCUAUUCCUCCUUUUUCUGCAUUUGUCUUGUUUCUUCAACAACCUUAAUGCAAAGCACAUUAUGGCCAACACUCACAACCGCCAGCACCAGCACAAGCACCAUAACAGGAACCACAACACCCAAAAUCCUCCUUUAAACCCAAGGCUUCACCGUGCUUUUCUUGGACUCCAAGCAUGGAAACGUGUGAUUUACUCAGACCCAAAUAACUUCACUACCAAUUGGGUAGGUCCUUCAGUUUGCAACUAUACUGGUGUAUACUGUGCUCCAUCUCUAGAUGACCCUAAAGUAACAGUUGUAGCUGGCAUUGACCUUAACUUCGGAGACAUAGCUGGGUUCCUACCUAAUGAGUUAGGCCUACUCUCUGACCUUGCACUCAUCCACCUUAAUAGCAACCGUUUUUGUGGCAUCCUUCCAUUGACCUUAAGCAAUCUUACUCUACUCUAUGAGCUUGAUCUUAGCAACAACAGAUUUGUUGGACCUUUUCCUUUUGUUGUUCUUUCCCUUCCUAGCCUCCAAUAUCUUGACCUUCGUUACAAUGAAUUUGAAGGGCCAUUGCCUCCUCAACUUUUCAACAAAACUUUUGAUGCUAUUUUUGUUAAUAACAACCGCUUCACAAAUUCUAUUCCAACAAAUCUAGGCCAAAGCUCAGCUUCUGUUGUGGUCUUUGCUAAUAACAAAUUUGGAGGAUGUUUGCCUGAAAGCAUUGUAAACUUUGCUGACACUUUGGAAGAACUUGUCUUAAUCAACAACAGUUUGUCAGGUUGUUUGCCACAGCAAGUUGGUUUUCUCUACAAAUUAAGAGUAUUGGAUGUGAGUUUCAACAACAUUGUUGGUCCCAUACCUUAUAGCCUUGCAGGGUUGUCACAUUUAGAGCAGCUUAAUUUUGGCCAUAACAUGAUGAGUGGCAUAGUCCCUAUGGGAAUUUGUGAGUUGCCAAGCUUGGCAAACUUCACAUUUUCUUAUAACUUCUUCUGUGAAGAAGAGGGUAUUUGUCAGAACUUGACAUCAAAGCAUAUAGUGUUUGAUGAUCGUAGAAACUGUUUGCCAGAGAAGCCAUUGCAAAGGAGCAAAAAGGAAUGUGAUGCCAAACUUGAGCACCCUGUUGACUGCUAUGAACUUUGCUGUCCUAAGGAUGGUUUUGGAACCAAUAUCAGUGCUGGUUCCGUGGCUAUCCCACCUGCAUCAAUGCCUGUUUCUGCACCUCUUCUUGCACCAAGCUACCCAUGA
Gastrolobium bilobum is the source of this 1269-nucleotide messenger RNA. Its product is annotated as leucine-rich repeat extensin-like protein 4. Gene Ontology annotation, molecular function: protein binding. Bases 1 to 1269 code for a protein of 422 amino acids. The transcript has a single exon. Lineage: Eukaryota; Viridiplantae; Streptophyta; Magnoliopsida; Fabales; Fabaceae. The record is from RefSeq and is a predicted model, not a curated record.